Zeugodacus cucurbitae (melon fly) is the source of this 1809-nucleotide messenger RNA. Its product is annotated as heat shock 70 kDa protein 14. Lineage: Eukaryota; Metazoa; Arthropoda; Insecta; Diptera; Tephritidae. Gene Ontology annotation, cellular component: cytosol; nucleus. The record is from RefSeq and is a predicted model, not a curated record. The coding region runs from base 161 to 1702 and encodes 513 amino acids. Gene Ontology annotation, biological process: protein folding. The transcript has a single exon. Gene Ontology annotation, molecular function: ATP binding; ATP-dependent protein folding chaperone.
ACAAAGAUUUGAGUCGGCAACUCUGGCAACUGUCAGAAAUAUCGCAUGCAACCGCUAACCGCUAAGAAAUUUUGGUGAACACGCGCACGUUGAGUAGUGGACAAAUUUUUUCAUAAAAUUUCUCUAGGAUUCAAUAAAGUGCUUUGGUAGUUGCAGUAGAAUGUGGCCAAGAUUCGGUAUUAAAAUUGGAAAUAGCACGCUAUGCAUUGCUCAUGUAAAAAACGACGGUAAACCAGAAGUUAUUGCGAACAAACAAGGUGAUCGUAACUCUCAAGCAUGUCUACUCUGGGAUGGCGAACAGGAAAUUGAGUGUGGAUUGACAGCAAAACAAAAAAUGGCAACACGUCCUAAACAGGCUGUAGCUAAUAGUUUUCAGCUGCUUAUGCCACAAGAGUUAGAUGAGGAAAGACUAAGAACAGCUAUAAAGGAGCUCCCCUGCGACUAUGAUGCACUUACUCAUACUUUCCAGCUGAAAUGUCAAAUUCAAGAUGAUAAAAGUGACGAAAUGAAAGAAAAUAUUCGUGAAUUGACUCCCUUUGAUGUACAGGUCAAGCUUUUCCGCGCAGAAUUGGAAUUAGCACGUCAAUAUCACAUUUCAUCGGAAGCAGAUCCCGUUGUUGUGCUCUCCAUACCGAGUUAUUACCCAAAGUCAGCUUGGCCAGAAUUAGCACGUGCCGCAAAUGAAGCUGGAUUUCAUGUUGGUCAGAUUAUAACCGAACCGACUGCUGCAAUACUUGCAUAUGGUAUUGGAGAACAAGAAGCAGCUGAGGUAAACUCCAACAACGAGACUAAAUACGUUUUAACUAUAAAGUGCGGAGGUUUGAACAGCCAUUUUGCAUUAUACGAAAUUAGAGAUGGAUUAUAUACACAAUUGGAUGCAUAUGGACCAUAUGCAAUUGGUGGUAAACAUUUCACUGACGCCCUAGUUCAGUUCAUCUGCGAAGAAUUCAAGAGAAAAUAUAAAUUAGAUCCGCAUGAGAGUCGUCGAUCAUUGUCAAAAAUACGAAAUGCAGCAACCAAUUGCAAACACAUAUUGACCACACUUCCCUCAACUCAAAUAUAUAUUGACUCACUUAUGGAUGGAGUUGAUUUCAAUGCUCAAAUGUCGCGUGCACGAUUUGAAAGCCUUAUUCAACCUGUUAUUAACAAUUUUAUGCAAACAUUAAACGAAUGCGUUGAACGUGCCUCAUUGGAGCACAGUGAGGUUAAAGGCAUUAACUCAAUUGUUUUGCUGGGAGCCACCAUGCGUAUACCAAAACUACAAUCAGCCAUUGCAGCACGAUUCCCCGACGCCCAAUUACAUUCAACAAUCUCCGCUGAUGAAGUUGUAGCUAUAGGAUGUGCUCGACAAACAACAUUCCUCCAUGCUCCAACGGAACAAAGCCUGCAGGCUACAGAUGAGCGCAUAUACGUCGAAGAGGACCUUUUCAUUUGGCACGGCAACGAUGAAACAAACGCGCAAAUACUAAUAGGGAAAGGAACGUCAUUGCCUCGAAAAGUACUACUUGAAUUGAAACAAACAGAAAGUGCCGAAACUGAUAGUGUUAUCCGCGUACGAACUGGUGAUAAGGUCAAUGAAAUAUCUUUGGAAGGUUUAACGCCAACAGACAACGGCACAUAUCGCAUUGAGGCAGAUAUUGAUUGCAAACAAGUAGGCGCCGAUGCUGUUCGAAAACCACAUCUACGAAUACGUGUAGUCUAAAUUUAUUUGGGAUAAUUUAGAAAUUUCUCAUAUAAAUUUUUGAUUAGUAAAAAUAUUUCUAAACCUCUAUUUGGUUAAUGUUAAUAAACUUAUACAUUUUACACAAA